Messenger RNA from Sinocyclocheilus rhinocerous, 1287 nucleotides. Its product is annotated as calbindin-like. Gene Ontology annotation, cellular component: synapse; cytosol; nucleus. The transcript has 11 exons. The record is from RefSeq and is a predicted model, not a curated record. Bases 1 to 741 code for a protein of 246 amino acids. Lineage: Eukaryota; Metazoa; Chordata; Actinopteri; Cypriniformes; Cyprinidae. Gene Ontology annotation, biological process: regulation of long-term synaptic potentiation; regulation of presynaptic cytosolic calcium ion concentration. Gene Ontology annotation, molecular function: calcium ion binding.
AUGGCAAACGCGUACCUGCAAGGAGUAGAGAUCUCAGCAUCUCAGUUCCUGGAUAUAUUCCAUCAUUAUGACAACGAUGGCAAUGGAUAUAUCGAGGGGAAGGAGUUGCAGAAUUUUAUCAGAGAACUUCAACAAGCUCGAAAACAAGCAGGACUGGAACUAACAGACAAGAUGAAAAUUUUUUCACAGCUGGUUCAAAUACUACCUACAGAGGAAAACUUCUUGCUAUUUUUCAGACAACAGCUGAAAUCCUGUGCAGAAUUUAUGAAGGCUUGGAGAAAUUAUGAUGCUGAUCACAGUGGAUACAUCGAAGCUGACGAACUCAAGAAUUUUUUGAAAGACCUGCUUCAGAGGGCUAAAAAACCAUAUGAUGAGAAGAAAUUAGAGGAGUACACACUGACUACGCUGAAAAUUUUCGAUUCAAAUAAAGAUGGGAAAUUAUGUCUGUCAGAAAUGGCACGGCUGUUACCGGACCAGGAGAAUUUUCUACUAAAAUUUCAGGGGGUAAAAAUGGCCAGAAAAGAGUUCAACAAGAUUUUUGAGUUAUAUGAUCAGGACAGGAACGGUUACAUGGACGAAAAUGAACUUGACGCCCUCCUUAAAGACCUUUGUGAGAAAAACAACAAGGUUCUAGAAGUCAGCAAAAUCCCGACGUAUAAGAGCGCCAUCAUGGCUCUGUCUGACGGAGGCAAGCUCUACAGAACAGAGUUAGCGCUGGUGUUGUGCGAAGAGGAGAUGUGAACGCCUCCGUCUGUACUCACACCAUCCCAGAACCCCGUCCUCAGCUCACCUGUGAUGUGUAAAGUAGCUAGAACCCUCUUACGUUCUUUCAUUUUGAAUAUGAAUUUCACUUAGAAAGGCAACCCAGUGGCACAUACUUUUCAAUCUGUUGUUUCUAUACUGUUUCUAAGUGUACAGAUUUUUUAACAAUGGCACACAUACAAUACUUACAACCUACACUGCAUACAUGAACACAUUUCCCUCAACAAAAGAAGAAACCCAACAGGCUACCAUAUCCCCAUCUCAAUUCAAUACCAGAAAUAUCCACCAAUACCUAUUCAGUAAGUAUAUUGAUUUAUCUUACAAUAUCAUAGACAAAAGCAAUAAUGUCCUCAAAGAAUGCUGUUGGUGGGAUCCAGCGUAUAAAACUCCAAAAGGCUGCAUUUACUUUUGCGAUGCAUGUUUGUAACUGACGGCAGGCCCUGCUAGUGGGGUAUUUUUGACUGCAAGCACAUGCCGAAUGUAAUGCAUCGCCCCAGUCCUGUCUCUAAUGUUAGAUUUUGCACU